Messenger RNA from Drosophila virilis, 2263 nucleotides. RefSeq names its product ubiquitin-conjugating enzyme E2 W. Lineage: Eukaryota; Metazoa; Arthropoda; Insecta; Diptera; Drosophilidae. The record is from RefSeq and is a predicted model, not a curated record.
GUUGGCACAUUUGGCUGUUGCUCCUCGCGAAUAUUGAACUGUGUGCAUUUCGUUUGAAUUGUGGCUAAAAUGCGGCUGCUGGUCGAGUGCGUUUAUAAAUUGUGCUGGGCCCUGGGCGAACGUAAAGCGACAUAGUUGGCUAACGAAAACAAAAAGCGAGAGACGACGAAUUUAAAACAAAUCAAAUUAAUAAAUUUUAGUCUAAAACACAGCAACAUUGCGAGCGCUUUACAAAAGCAAAACAAAAACCAAACAAAACAAAACCAAAUCAGAUUCAAAAACCAAAAGUGUCGCGAGUGUUUCGUGUUAACGUGUAACAAAAUGCUGAAACUAUUCAAGAAAACCAAAGACAAAAUUCCCAAAUCGGAGAUCAUCAAUGAGCCCAAAGAGCCCCAAAAGCCGGCCAUCUCCAAAUGCGGCAAGCCCCUCCUGCUGGACAAUUCGCGCUGGGAGCGCCGUUUGCACAAAGAACUGAUGUCCCUGAUCAAGGAGCCACCGCCAGGCGUGACUGUUGACACCGAAAGCGUACAGCAAAAUUUGUCAGAAUGGAAAAUAAAUAUUAAAGGUUUCGAGGGCACACUCUAUGAGGGCGAAGACUUCCAGCUGCUGUUUAAAUUCAACAAUAAAUAUCCCUUUGACUCGCCAGAGGUCACUUUUAUUGGCAGCAAUAUACCCGUGCAUCCGCAUGUCUACAGCAAUGGUCACAUCUGCUUAUCCAUAUUGACCGAGGACUGGUCGCCGGCGCUGUCGGUGCAAUCGGUGUGCCUUAGCAUAGCCUCCAUGUUGAGCAGCUGUCGCGAGAAGAAGCGACCGCCGGACAACACACUCUACGUGAAGACAUGCAACAAGAAUCCCAAAAAGACUAAAUGGUGGUAUCACGAUGAUUCUGUUUAGUUAACGUUGCAAUUUAUGACUACUGCCUGCUGCUUGCGUUGCGCCCACACAAAACUCACGAACUCAACACAUCACAAACAAAAACAAACAAAAACAAACAAAGAAAGCAACCAACCAACCAAUUUGUUGCCUGCCUGCCGCCUGCAAGGACAUCGCCAACAACAAACAAUCAAUCAAAUCAAUAAUAGUUUUUUUUUUUUCACAAACCCAACAAACUAUAAAUUUGGAACUACACUUUUUAAAGGCCUACUAGACACGUUAGGUGUAAAUUAGCUGUGACAGGUUAACAUAUUUCUAAAUAUUCAUACAGACGUUCAUAUUCAUACAAAUAGUUACUUAUUAACUUAUAAUAAUACCAAGCAGUGCACUUUGAGAGCAACUAAUGCAAGUGAACCCAACAACAUGUCGCUGGGCAACAAUAAAUUAGUUAAACAUUAACAUUAACAUAUAUAUAUAUAUAUAGAUAUACAUGUAUGGAAAUAUACUUACAGCAAACAAUCAACAAACACCGACGCGAGCAAGAAAUUUCUUAAUAAUAACAGCAACAAACUGUAUAAAAAUGAAAGUAAAAAGAAAACAAACAAAUGCUAAACUAUAUAUAAUUAAAUGUUAACAUUUUAAAUUAGAAUGUAAGGCGCAAAAUUAACGUCUAAAUUAAAUGUUAUGAAAACCUUAACAAUUAAGCCUACUCUGUAACACCAAUCCACUCCACUCCACUCCACUCUCCGCCCCCCUUUCCAGUUCACUUCCGCACACCUCUGAUGCGCGCCGGCACAGGCUGUGGCAGCUGCCACAUUCCAAGUCAAGCCUAAGCAGCUGCACGCACUGUGCUGGCCGACUCGAAGAGGUGGCAAAUCCAUAGAAAACACCCAUUUAAUUAUAAAUGUUUAUUUAUAUAUAUAUGAUUUGUAAUUUGUAUAAAGCAUGCUUAAUGGAUUUGAAAAUGUAUUCGUUGUAUAUGUACGAGUAGAUCGAUCCACUCACCACUCAUCCAUUAACUUACUCAUUCUCAUGCACAUUGUAAUCUUUGGCCAUUUAUCAUCGCAUAGCAUCAUACUGUAUACAUAUACUUAUAUAAGCCAUCUGUUUAUACAAUCUACUUAUAUUUUUGGCAAGGAUGUAACCCCAAGUGUGGCCAAAAUCUCUCAUGUGGCACGUUCGCAAACAUAUUUACCUCUUACUGUGCAACUAGAAUAUGCAAAUGUGUAAUACUAUGUAUAAAUUCUAUUAUAUAUAUAUAUAUACCUACAUAAUGUGUAUCGUAUCCGCGUAUGUCUACGACAAUAUCUAGCAUAUGUAUCUACGCCUAUACAAAAAUUAUUGUUAAAACAAGUAUUUAAUAAAACCCAAGUCUGUAAUCUAAAAAAAA